AUGUCUGACAAGCUUACUCGUAUCGCUAUCGUCAACAGCGACAAAUGUCGCCCUCGCAAAUGUCGUCAGGAGUGCAAGAAGUCCUGCCCUGUUGUUCGCAGUGGUAAACUCUGUAUCGAGGUCACUCCCGAGUCCCGUCUGGCCUUCAUCUCCGAGAGUCUCUGCAUAGGGUGCGGUAUCUGCCCAAAGAAAUGCCCCUUCGAUGCCAUUACGAUUAUCAAUCUGCCCACCAACCUCGAGAACCAGGUCACCCAUCGCUAUGGUCCCAACAGCUUCAAGCUCCACCGUCUUCCUAUGCCCCGACCGGGUCAGGUUCUUGGUCUGGUAGGAACCAACGGUAUCGGCAAGAGUACUGCGUUGAAGAUUCUCAGCGGCAAGUUGAAGCCCAACUUGGGCCGCCACGACAACCCCCCCGACUGGGAGGAUGUUAUCAAGCACUUCCGUGGAUCUGAGCUGCAGAACUACUUCACCAAGCUGCUGGAAGAUGACCUCAAGGCUGUCGUCAAACCGCAGUAUGUCGACCAGAUCCCCAAGGCUGUUCGUGGCCCGGAGAAGAGUGUCAAGGCUCUCAUCAAGAGUCGUGCUUCUCUUGGUAAUGCUAAGGAGGUUGCCGAGGUCCUGGAACUUAACCACAUCUUGGACCGUGACAUCACUUUGCUCUCCGGUGGUGAGCUCCAACGAUUCGCCAUUGGUACCGUCUGUGUGCAAAAGGCCGACGUGUACAUGUUUGACGAGCCUUCCUCGUACCUUGAUGUGAAGCAGCGUCUGAGUGCUGCCCAGAUCAUUCGAUCUCUGCUUCGAGAUGACGACUACGUCAUUGUUGUCGAGCACGAUUUGUCCGUCCUGGAUUACCUAUCCGACUACAUCUGCGUACUUUAUGGACAGCCUGCUGUGUAUGGUGUUGUGACUCUGCCUCACUCCGUCCGUGAAGGUAUCAACAUCUUCCUCGACGGUCACAUUCCCACCGAGAACUUGCGUUUCCGUGACGAGUCUCUGACUUUCCGUCUUGCCGAAACCGCCGACGACUUUGUCAUUGACAAGUCCCGUGCCUUCAACUACCCCAAAAUGGAGAAGCAGCUCGGCAACUUCAGACUCCGCAUUGACGCAGGCGAGUUUACCGAUUCCGAAAUUAUCGUCAUGAUGGGAGAAAACGGUACCGGAAAGACGACCUUCUGCCGUCUUUUGGCUGGUGCCCUCAAGCCCGACAGCAAGGCCUCCGUCCCCGACAUGCGUAUCAGCAUGAAGCCUCAGACUAUCACGCCCAAGUUUGAUGGCACUGUCCGCCAGCUCUUCUUCAAGAAGAUCAAGCAGGCCUUCUUGAACCCCCAGUUCCAGACCGACGUCGUCAAGCCCCUCAAGCUCGAUGAUUUUAUCGACCAAGAAGUCAAGAACCUGUCCGGUGGUGAAUUGCAGCGUGUUGCCAUUGUUCUGUCUCUCGGCAUGCCCGCAGACAUCUACCUGAUUGACGAACCCUCGGCCUACCUCGACUCCGAGCAGCGUAUCAUUGCCUCGCGUGUCAUCAAGCGUUUCAUCAUGCACUCCAAGAAGACUGCCUUUGUCGUCGAACACGAUUUUAUCAUGGCCACCUACCUCGCUGACCGAGUCAUCGUCUUUGACGGCAAGCCCGGUAUCGACGCCCAUGCCAACCGCCCCGAGUCCCUCCUCACCGGCUGCAACACUUUCCUCAAGAACCUGGAUGUUACCUUCCGUCGCGACCCCACCAACUACCGCCCCCGUAUCAACAAGCUCGGAUCUCAGUUGGACCAGGAACAAAAGAUGAGCGGCAACUUUUUCUUCUUGGAGGAGACCCCCGACAAGAGCUCCUGA
Pochonia chlamydosporia 170 is the source of this 1827-nucleotide messenger RNA. Its product is annotated as ATP-binding cassette sub-family E member 1. The record is from RefSeq and is a predicted model, not a curated record. Bases 1 to 1827 code for a protein of 608 amino acids. Gene Ontology annotation, molecular function: iron ion binding; ATP hydrolysis activity; ribosomal small subunit binding. The transcript is spliced from 5 exons. Gene Ontology annotation, biological process: ribosomal subunit export from nucleus; translational termination; translational initiation. NCBI's taxonomy places the organism in Eukaryota, Fungi, Ascomycota, Sordariomycetes, Hypocreales, Clavicipitaceae.